AUGUUUCUCUUAUAUUUGCAGAUUACUGAUCCAAUGAAUGUCUCCAAGCCAGACUCCAGUUUUGCUUCUGUGAGUGAAUUUAUACUCCUAGGUUUCCCUUUUGAAUGGCAGAUGCAGAGCCUCUUCUUCUCACUCUUUACCACAACCUACAUUCUGACCAUAACAGGAAAUGGUGCUAUUCUCUGUGCAGUGUGGUGUGACCAGAGACUUCACACACCUAUGUACAUAUUCCUGGGGAAUUUCUCCUUCCUAGAGAUCUGGUAUGUCUCUUCGACAGUCCCCAAGAUGUUGGUCAACUUUAUUACUGAUCCAAUGAAUGUCUCCAAGCCAGACUCCAGUUAUGCUUCUGUGAGAUCUCAUUUGGCCGUGGUAUCACUGUUCUAUGGCUCCCUGAUGGUCAUGUAUGUGAGCCCAGGACUCGGACAUUCUGCUGGGAUGCAGAAAGUUGCAACAUUGUUCUAUGCUAUGGUGACCCCACUCUUCAACCCUCUCAUCUACAGCCUCCGGAAUAAGGAUAUGAAAGCAGCCUUGAGGAAAGUUGUGGGGCUUUCUAGCAUAAGCUAG
This is a messenger RNA of Echinops telfairi (small Madagascar hedgehog), 564 nucleotides long. Its product is annotated as olfactory receptor 11H1-like. Gene Ontology annotation, biological process: G protein-coupled receptor signaling pathway. The record is from RefSeq and is a predicted model, not a curated record. The transcript is spliced from 3 exons. Gene Ontology annotation, molecular function: olfactory receptor activity. Lineage: Eukaryota; Metazoa; Chordata; Mammalia; Afrosoricida; Tenrecidae. The coding region runs from base 1 to 564 and encodes 187 amino acids. Gene Ontology annotation, cellular component: membrane.